This is a messenger RNA of Macrosiphum euphorbiae (potato aphid), 414 nucleotides long. The record is from the annotation of a GenBank genome assembly. NCBI's taxonomy places the organism in Eukaryota, Metazoa, Arthropoda, Insecta, Hemiptera, Aphididae.
AUGUCAAAACGACUAUCUACUGAAAUCGAGAUUUCCGCCAAAGAUGGGGUCGACAAAGAAAAACAACAGCCGGACAAGAAACAAAAAUUAUCAUUUGGAUUGAUGAAAAAAACUCUUCCAGCAAAAACCGGCAUUAAAAUAACUCUUAAUAGCCCAGCCACUAAAGAACCACCUAUUUUACCCAAACCCGCAUCAAAGUCUGUUGCGGCAGUAUUUGGUGAUGUUAGUGAUGACGAACCUGAAGAAAUGCCUAAAGAAGCUAGAAUGCGUAUGAGAAAUAUUGGUAGGGAUACUCCAACAUCAGCCGGACCCAAUUCAUUUGGCAAGACUAAACAUGGUUUCUGCAAUACUGGUAAACUUAUGGAGAAGACACUUAAAGAGGCAACAAACGCACUAAUUGAUGAUAAAAAAUAA